AGCAUGGAAUUAUUUACCGUAGGCAAUAGUGUUGGUAUAGUACUAGUACUUGGUUGAUUGGCUAGUUGAACGCACACCGGUACCUAAAUUGUGCACAAAAUUGUCAGUUUCCCUUAGCCGUUUUCUGUACUGUAUUUACAGACCUGAAGAUUCCUUUUCUAUAUUCCGCUCUGCUGGCCGACCUUUAUCCAACAUGAAAUCGAAACGAUGGUACCGUGUUUCUCCCAUGGCUGCGCUGUUAUAUCUCAUGACGUGUGGCUCCAUUUUCACCGCGGCCUCUAGCGAUGCUGCGACCUCCCUCCAAAUUCGCGCCGCUCUGGAACCGGAAUGUCUACCAUCUUCUCCCAUGGCCACACCCCCUCCGCCCUCCGCCGCUCCUUGGGCGCAGUUGCGCAGCGACGGCAUCCCUGCUUCGGAUUGUCCCGAACUCACAACCUGUCUCGCUCGCUGCUCCUUCCCAACCGGGUGGCAAGACCGGCAGGAAAGCACCUAUAUCAACAUCCGCUGCUUCCACAACCGCUCCCAGACCCUCACCGCAGUCAGCCAUGUUCUCCGCGACCACCCCGACCGCGCCAUCACCUUGCUGCUGGCCGAAGACAAUCACCGCAUGGAGUCGCUGCACCAGGACGUCCUCCAGCCGCUCCAGCGGAACCUCGUCGACUUGGAAGUCAACUAUGUAGCCAGCGCCGCCACGGAGCGUCUGUAUAACGCCGGGACACUGCCCAGCCUGGUCAGUGUGCGGUUCGCCAUGGGACUGGAUCUCCGCAUCGGCCGGCGCGACUUCUCCCGGCUGCCGCAGAUCCGGCAGAUCAUCUUCGACCAACUGACCAUCGCCGCCAUCGAGCCCUACACCUUUACCGACCUCCCGCUGCUCGGUGCGCUGCAGUUGGAGACUGGGUUGGACUACAUGCUGCGCGAGGAACUGCCGAAGAAACUUUUCGGAGCGAGCAAAUACGGGCAGCCGCCGAAGCGGGAGAAGAUACUACACCACCUGUACGAACGGCACUGCGACUGCGCUUAUACGUGGCUCCGUAACAUGUUCCGCCGCGGGCCGGAACUGCUCAGUCGGCGUCGCGACGGAGAGUUGGUUAUCAUCGGCAACUACUUCCCCCGCGACCACCGUCAUUUUGGAGACGAUGGCGUCCUCUUGGUGGACUGCGCCGCGGGGAAUGCCAGCACCUUCUUCGAGUCGGGCACCGGUCGGGCGUUGGAGUUCAUUCCGGCACAUUUGUUUUCGCUCAACACCACCUGCCACAAUUUUGCGUGCUGAAUCAAUAGUCCCUCGAACAAGCCCACUGGGGUUGUCUCUUGCUUUUGUAUCGGAAUAAUACUUUAUAAAAUAAACGUAACAGGCAUAAAAAUAUAUCAUACGAUCAAGUUGUGACCUUUUUUUCAAAUUUAAUAUUCUGCGAAUGAAAGUGGUAACAGAAGAAAAGACAGAAAAAGAAAUCA
Paramacrobiotus metropolitanus is the source of this 1452-nucleotide messenger RNA. RefSeq lists its product as uncharacterized. Lineage: Eukaryota; Metazoa; Tardigrada; Eutardigrada; Parachela; Macrobiotidae. The record is from RefSeq and is a predicted model, not a curated record. The coding region runs from base 194 to 1270 and encodes 358 amino acids. The transcript has 2 exons.